This is a messenger RNA of Micromonas pusilla CCMP1545, 1700 nucleotides long. RefSeq names its product voltage-gated ion channel superfamily. Gene Ontology annotation, molecular function: voltage-gated potassium channel activity. The coding region runs from base 1 to 1680 and encodes 559 amino acids. The transcript has a single exon. Lineage: Eukaryota; Viridiplantae; Chlorophyta; Mamiellophyceae; Mamiellales; Mamiellaceae. The record is from RefSeq and is a predicted model, not a curated record. Gene Ontology annotation, biological process: potassium ion transmembrane transport. Gene Ontology annotation, cellular component: membrane.
AUGAAAGUCGCGAUGCGUCGCGCGGUGCGCGAGCGGAGACGGGGACGAUCGUCUCUUCGAUCGCCCGGGGUGUCCGUCGCGCUGUGGGGGGACGAUCAUCUCAGCGCGCCGAGGAUAUCGAAGAGCGGCGGCGACGGACGCGCUUCGAGCAGCCGCGGGAGCGACGGCGACGCUCCCGCGGGAAGACGGAGAGCGCGCCGGACGGGGCCGACGACGCGAGAGAAGAUGUUCGCGACGCUGAACGAUCCGGACUACAGCUCGCUGGCGAAGUACAUCUCGUUGACUAUUCUCGCGCUGAUCGUGACGUCCACGACGACGUUCAUAAUGGACACGAUUCGAGAGUUUGAAAACAACGCCGCGAUCGCGGGCGUGGAGUACUUUUGCAUCGCCGCGUUUACCCUCGAGUACGUCGGCAAGCUCGCGACCGUCCCCAGGGAGCACAGAGCGGAGUGGCUGAAUGGAAAGAUGAACAUGAUCGACCUCGCGGCGAUCUUGCCGUUCUACAUCGAGCUCAUCGUCGUCGCAGCGACGUCGAGCGAGGAGUCCGGCGCGCCGAGCGGGUUGCUUAGAUUGUUCCGCCUGUUUCGCGUGUUUCGAGUCUUGAAACUCGGAGCGAAGAUGCGAAAGCUCGAAGUCGUCGCCGCCGCGGUCGCGGAUUCGAUCGACCUCCUCUUGAUGCUCAUCUUCAUCCUCGUCUUGACCUUGGUGCUCUUUUCCACGCUCUUGUACUUUUGCGAGGACGGCGCAUGGGAAGCGUCGGACGCGUUAGACGCGUACGCGGGCGAUCCAUUCGCGUCUAUCCCGCGUUGUUUCUGGUGGUGCACGGUCACGCUCAUGACCGUGGGAUACGGCGACGCGUAUCCGAUCACCGGGUGGGGCAAAGUCGUCGCAGCCGCGACGAUGGUCGUCUCCGUCGUCAUCACCGCGUUGCCGAUAUCUGUUGUCGGCGCGAAUUUCACGCAGCAGUGGCUGCUGUACCGCGAGCGCGAGGCAACGAAGACGCGCGCGAGUGCCAUGAUGUCGAACUUCCAAAAGCUCUCCGACGCGAUUCGCGUGCACGAUUACGUCUUGGACGAGGUCCUCGCCGCCGUGGAGGAGAUGGAGAUUCUCAUCGAGCAAGACCUCGCGUCUAUGAAACGGUUAUUCAACACGGCCACGACCACGGACGUCACGAGCGGAAACGCUCGCGCGCGUCGCGUCGCGAAGAACGCGCGUCGGGCGACGUUGGUCGCGUUCGACGCGAAGUUUGCGCGAACGCAAGACGCGCGCGAAGAGCUCGACCAGCUGUUGUCAUUCGCGGACCUUCUCGGCACGCCCGGCUUUCUCUCACAGCUCGACCUGGUGACCUCGAAAAACGAUCGGUUAUCCUGCGUGAUGGACGCGGUGGAGGACAUAUUCACCGAGGUAGACGCGCUCAUCGUGCGCGUGAACGAGGUCAACGAGAGCGGGACACGGGUACUCGACGGCGCAGCUUCCGCGCGGCGGUUGGAGGAUGGAGUGUCGCCGACGCCGGGAGGGAACCCGGGGGGGAGCGCGUCGGAGCGGACUUCAACUUCGCUCGCCGACGACGGCGCCGGCGCCGCGCGCGACUUGGAAGAAGCGCUGGACGCGAGCGGCGGGAGCUUGGGCGCGUCGACGACGGAGGGACGCGGCGACGGCGAAGCGUCCGCGAAGAGAUAGCGACGGAAGACGACGACGAC